Pristis pectinata (smalltooth sawfish) is the source of this 2118-nucleotide messenger RNA. RefSeq names its product cysteinyl-tRNA synthetase 2, mitochondrial (gene cars2). Gene Ontology annotation, molecular function: ATP binding; cysteine-tRNA ligase activity. Gene Ontology annotation, biological process: cysteinyl-tRNA aminoacylation. The coding region runs from base 44 to 1786 and encodes 580 amino acids. The transcript is spliced from 15 exons. The record is from RefSeq and is a predicted model, not a curated record. Gene Ontology annotation, cellular component: cytoplasm. NCBI's taxonomy places the organism in Eukaryota, Metazoa, Chordata, Chondrichthyes, Rhinopristiformes, Pristidae.
CGGCGGAUUGGCCCCGCCCCGCGGCCUGCUCUGUGCCGGCGCUAUGAGGAGCCUGCGGGGUGUCUGGAGUUACGCCGCUGGACCUCGGCGUCUGCUGGGCUCCGUGAGCGGGGACAGUGCCCGAGGAUGGGGCUCGGAGCAGGAGCGGCCUGGUGCCUGUGGCCGCGGCGGAGCCGAGAGCGGCCACCCGACCGGCCUGCGGGUCUACAACAGCCGGACGAGGAGCAAAGAACCGCUGGUGCUGGCCGCGCCGGCCACUGCCUCCUGGUAUAGCUGUGGGCCAACAGUAUAUGACCAUGCUCACAUUGGACAUGCAAGCUCAUAUGUUAGAUUUGACAUCAUAAGAAGAAUAUUGACCAACAUCUUUGGCAUCGAUGUCAUCAUGGUGAUGGUUAUCACAGAUAUUGAUGACAAAAUAAUACAGAGAUCUAAGGAGUUGAAUAUUUCGCCUAAGGUACUUGCUUCCAUUUAUGAACAGGAUUUCAAACAGGAUAUGGCAAGCUUAAAGGUUCUUCCACCCACAGUAUAUAUGCGAGUGACUGAUAACAUUCCCCAGAUUGUGAAAUUCAUAGAGAGAAUCAUUUGCAAUGGCCAUGCCUAUUCUACCUCCUCAGGAAAUGUGUAUUUUGACAUCCAGUCUAUUGGUGAUCGUUAUGGAAAGUUUGUCAAAGUGAAUAAUCACACUGCUGGAGAAUUGAGUGAAACUGAUAAAAGACACAGCAGUGACUUUGCUUUGUGGAAAACAUCAAAACCAGAGGAGCCAUUUUGGCCAUCCCCGUGGGGAAAUGGCAGACCUGGCUGGCACAUUGAGUGUUCGACCAUUGCAAGCUCUGUAUUUGGAAAUCAACUGGACAUCCAUUCUGGUGGAAUAGACCUGGCCUUUCCCCACCACGAGAACGAGGUUGCUCAGUGUGAGGCCUACCACCAGUGUGAGCAAUGGGGAAACUACUUUUUACACUCUGGGCAUUUACGUUUGAAGGGAAGUGAACAAAAAAUGUCAAAGUCAUUGAAAAACUACAUCACUAUAAAGGAUAUCUUGGAAAAAUUCACAGUGAAUCAGUUCCGAAUGCUUUGCCUUCUGUCAAAAUACGGAUCAGCUGUGGAAUUCAGUGAUGCCAGCAUGAUAGAAGCUGGAGUCCUUCUCCAUUCCAUUUCCAGUUUUAUUUACGAUGCCUCUGCUUACAUGAGAGGACAAUUGAUCUGCUCGUCAGUUGAUGAAACCUUGUUAUGGGAAAGGUUAAAUGCAACUAAAGCCGAUGUGAAGGCUGCCUUCGCUGAUGAUUUUGACACCCCAGGGGCCACUGAUUCAAUUAUAAAUCUUAUUCACCAUGGCAACAGACAGCUUCAAACAGUUACCAAGGAGGAAGGUUCCCCUCGGAGCCCUGCUGUGUUUGGGGCAAUAAUUGCUUAUGUCCAACGAUUCCUGGAUGCUGUUGGUAUUUCUCUUGACGAUGGUCAGCUACUGACAGCAGACAGAUCUUCAGCUGCCCUUCACACUGUUGCUGAGCAACUGGUGGCUUUUCGCCAAGAGGUCAGGAACUAUGCUCUGGCAGUGAACGAGCAAGAGGCAGGCUCCAGUGGAGGCAGAGAGCUGAGCAAAGAAGAGGAAGAGCAACAGAAGGAGCGCAGGAGGCAGCUGAAAGUUGAACGACAGCCUCUCCUGCGAGCCUGUGACUCACUGCGGAAGGACCUCAGUGCUAUUGGAAUAAAUAUAAAGGAUAGAGGGGUGACUUCAUCUUGGGAGCUGACUUCACAACUCGCUAACAAAAGCAAAAGUGAAACUUGACUCUGCAAUCAGUGGAUCAUUGAUCAUGCAUCAGUUGAGCUCGGUGUUAGCCACAUUAAUGGUGGGCUGAGCCAAAGGGUUGAUUCAAAGUGAUUCCUAUCCCAGAUCUAUUAUCAGGGAGUUUCCUGGUCCGAGAGUGAACUUACAGGGGCUCUCCCAUGGUUUGUGUGCAGCAGUGUCGGAACACUUCCUCUCAGCCUGUUAUACCAAGCACUGCCCUCAAUGGAGAAAAUCAUUGUAAUCUAACGGGACUGUAGAAUGCUUUGUGGUCAUUAGUGGUGCUCGGCAUCAAUGUAGACAUCACUAAUAAAAGGAAAGUGAUCUUUGGUGAA